This is a messenger RNA of Chlorocebus sabaeus (green monkey), 1933 nucleotides long. Lineage: Eukaryota; Metazoa; Chordata; Mammalia; Primates; Cercopithecidae. The record is from RefSeq and is a predicted model, not a curated record.
GGGGGGAUCCCGGGGGCGACUGGGGGCUGCAUGAGGGAGAAAGCGGGGUCCCCAGCAGGUGGGGAGGGGGAGGUGCCUCUUCUCGGCUCGAAGCCGGCGCGAGGCAAAGGCGAGCGCUGGCGGCUGACACAUCUGCACGGACGCGGCGCAUCUGCCCGGAGGAGAACUGAGGCCGGGGUCGCCCCCAGCCGGCGCGCGCACGCCCAGCCCAGCUGCCGGCAGACACGCGCUCCGCCGCUGCCUCCGGCCGCCCCCUACGCCGCCGCCCCCGGCUCCCCAAGGGUCCCGCAUCCGGAAAGCGAGCCUGGCGGCCCGGUGCGACCCCCUGCACGCCCCAUGCCGGCCCUCCUGCCUGCAGACUCUGGCUCCAGCGCUGCCAGGCCGGGCGCUGGCCCGUCUAACGCCACGAGCGCGGAGUCCGCGGGCUCAAGGCCCGCCCUGCUGGAGUGGCACGGCGGCAGCCUGACCGGGCGCUGACGGGGUGGCGGCGCAGCAAGCCCGGGCGCCAACGCACGAGUGACCGCCCCGCGAUGAUGCAGCGGCGGCCCGGCGGCCUCCCGGCCGAGCCUCUGCCACGGCUACUACGAUGUCAUGGGCCAGUACGACGCCACCUUCAACUGCAGCAUGCCCACUCGCUUCUGCUGCGGUACCUGCCACUACCGCUUCUGCUGCGAGCAUCACACAUGCGCUCUGGCGCAGGCCUCCUGUGCCUCACCACGACACGCCGCCGCUACUAAGGCUCGCGGCCGCUGACAAAGGGGCGCUGGGGGUGCGGGGCGGGCUAGUCAGCCAGCCGGGUGGCUGGAAGGGGGCUGACGGGGUGCCGUGGGCCGCGGGGCGAGGGCCUCGGUGGCAGCACAGCUUCAUGUGUGCGGGUCAUCAGCUUCGCCCCUGGCCGUGGGUGUCGGCGCCAAAGUGGCUCUUCAGCAGCAUGGCCCCGUGUGCCCCGGCGCACCGGAGAUCAACGCCCAGGCCUCUGUGGACAUUCUGAGACAUCAGGCGCCUGGGACCCGCCCGGACCGGGCUCCGAGCAGCCCUGACCCCGGGAUCGGCGGUCCCGACAGCAUGCCCCCAGGACGCCCAAGAACCUCAUAACACUGCAGAAGACUCCCUAACCUUGACUGGCGAGCCUUGCCGCCGCCCAGCCCCUCCUUGCACUACUCCACGCUGUCCUGCUCUCGGUCCUUCCACAACCUCUCGCAUCUGCCCCCGUCCUACGAGGCUGCUGUGAAGUCCGAGUUGAACCGAUACUCCUCCCUCAAGAGACUGGCCGAGAAGGAUCUGGACGAGGCCUACCUGAAGCGCCGGCCCGUGGAGUUGCCCCGCGGCACGCUGCCCCUGCACGCGCUGCGGCGGCCGGGCACCGGGGGCGGCUACCGCAUGGAGGCCUGGGGCGGCCCCGAGGAGCUGGGCCUGGCGCCCGCGCCCAACCCCCGGAGGGUCAUGUCCCAGGAGCACCUGCUGGGCGAUGGCGGCCGUUCGCGCUACGAGUUCACGCUGCCGCGGGCACGCCUCGUGUCGCAGGAACACCUGCUGCUGUCCUCGCCCGAGGCCCUGCGCCAGAGUCGCGAGCACCUGCUGUCGCCCCCGCGCAGCCCCGCGCUGCCCCCCGACCCCACCGCCCGGGCCAGCCUGGCCGCCUCGCACUCCAACCUGCUGCUGGGGCCCGGGGGGCCCCCCACACCGCUGCGCGGGCUGCCGCCGCCGUCCAGCCUGCACGCCCACCACCACCACGCCCUGCACGGCUCGCCGCAGCCCGCCUGGAUGUCCGACGCCGGCGGGGGCGGCGGCACGCUGGCCCGCAGGCCGCCCUUCCAGCGCCAGGGCACGCUGGAGCAGCUGCAGUUCAUCCCGGGCCACCACCUGCCCCAGCACCUGCGCACGGCCAGCAAGAACGAGGUGACUGUCUGAGGCCAGGGCCGGGGCUGGGGGG